UAUAUUGGCAGCUCUGAUAUUACGUCAUUAGUUGAUUAUGUUGGUAUCAAGAUUUAGUGCAAUACAAUACAUUAUACAAGCGACAUUUCUUAUUACCUAUUUUGUAUGGCACUCCCGUCUCUUGAACGUAGUCACAGCUUCCCUAUAUAUUAUGAUACUCAAAGAAAAUUUAAACACUACAUGCAUUAGCGGGUUUAAAAAUAAUUAUUAUGGCUGUGAAAAGGAGAAAGAAUAAUUCUGACGAGAGCGAUAAUAAAGUAUGGUGGAUAGCAUUUGGACUAAUAUGUGGUGCAACUUUUUUGACUCGAUUUUAUAAGGUCCUGGAGCCAGAUCAUGUAUGUUGGGAUGAAACUCAUUUUGGAAAAAUGGCCAGCUGGUACAUUAAUAGAACAUUCUUUUUUGAUGUGCAUCCACCAUUGGGUAAAAUGCUUAUUGCACUAUCUGGGAAGCUGACAGGAUAUGAUGGAACAUUUCCUUUUGAGAAGCCUGGCGACAAGUAUGACGGUGCUAAAUAUGAGGGGAUGAGAAUUUUUUGUACGACUUUGGGUGCAUUAACUGUGCCUCUAACUUUUUUGACACUGUGGGAGAUGACACGUUCUCUGGACUCCACACUAAUUGGUACCAUGUUGCUGUUAUUUGAUAUCGGUUUCUUAACGUUGAACAGAUAUAUUUUGUUGGAUCCCAUUCUGUUAUUUUUUAUGAGUUGUUCCAUGUACGGUGCAUUUAAGGUGAAAUCUGUAACGGAGUCCGGUGUGGCACCGUUCUCGGCGCGCAUGCUGUCGUGGCAGGUGUACCUGGGCGCUUCUCUGGCCUGCACCAUGUCUGUCAAGUUUGUGGGACUGUUUAUCGUCCUGUUUGUCGGGCUUCGCACCAUUGCCGACUUGUGGAACGUGCUUGGCGACCUCACCAAGCCCGUUAGCUUGACUGUGAAACAUUUAAUCGGUAGAAGCAUAACAUUAAUCGUCUGGCCCAUCACACUCUAUAUUUUCUUCUUCUGGAUUCAUCUCACAGUUCUCAGCAAGAGCGGCAAUGGAGAUGGUUUCUACUCGUCGGGUUUUCAAGCGCGUUUGGAAGGGAACAGCUUGCACAAGGCGAGCGCUCCGCGCGUACUGGCGUAUGGCGCCCUCAUCACUCUCAAGAACCACCGCACAGGAGGAGGCUACCUGCACUCUCAUCACCACUUGUACCCCGCCGGAGCAGGUGCGAGGCAGCAACAGAUAACGACGUACACGCACAAGGAUGAGAACAACAGGUGGCGCAUCCAGCCGUACGACGGCGAACCCGGCCAGGAGCUGCUGGUAGUCCGCAGCGGCGACCUGGUGCGGCUCACACACGCGCAGACCGGCCGCAACCUGCACUCGCACCGCGAGCGAGCGCCGCUCUCCGCCAGGUUCAUGCAGGUCACCGGAUACGGCGAGGAUGGUGUAGGCGACGCCAACGACGUGUGGAAGGUCGUGAUAUCGGGAGGCCGGGACGGUGACGAGAUACUCACCGUGCGGAGUAAACUUAUGUUUAUACAUUAUCUGCAGUCGUGUGCGCUGACGACCACGGGUAAGCAGCUGCCGAAGUGGGGCUUCGAGCAGCAGGAGGUGGCGUGCAAUCCCAACCUGCGGGACCGCAACGCGCUUUGGAACGUCGAGGACAACGUUUACGACGGACUACCAAAGGUGAGUUUCGAGUCGUACGCGUCGGGGCUAUGGGAGCGCGUGGUGGAAUCCCACGCUGUCAUGCUGCAGGGGAACGCGGGACUCAAGCCCAAAGAGGGGGAGGUGACCUCGCAACCCUGGCAGUGGCCCAUCAACUACCGGGGUCAAUUCUUCUCGGGCAGUAAUCACCGUAUCUACCUGCUGGGCAACCCUGUCAUAUGGUGGUGUAACCUGGCCUUCCUGCCGCUGUUCCUGGUGGUAUUCGUUAUCACCGCCGUACGGGAGAAGCGGGCACGCGCGCGUUCUGCCACGCCUACUGAUAACGCCCCGGUCGAUGAGAGUAGCAGGCUCGUGAGCGGCGCGACGUGGUCUUUCGUGGGCUGGGCGCUGCACUACGUUCCGUUCUGGGCCAUGGGCCGCGUGCUGUACUUCCACCACUACUUCCCCGCGCUCAUCUUCAGCUGCAUGCUCACCGGUAUCCUGGCGGAGUACCUGGCCCUGCUGGUGAGCCGCCACUUGUCCUGCGAGCUGGUCCGCAGCGUGUCGCACGCGGCGCGCGGCGUGUGGCUGGCGUGCGCCGCGUACAGCUUCCGUCUGUUCGCGCCGCUGGCGUACGGCACCAACGGCCCGCUCGCACACGAGCCCAACUCCACCAUGAGCGGCCUCAAGUGGCUGUCCUCGUGGGAGUUCUAACACACCCGACCGUCACCACCCCACCUGACUUAUACUCUAUAUUGGGAGUCCACCGGAAAGAUGACCUCAAAGAGGAUCAAUACAGAAAUAAAAUUUGAAAACAAAACUUUAUGAAUGAUGCGGGACUCGAACCCACGACCUCUGGCGUUCCGUGCGAGUGCUCUACUCUCUCUCUAUUCAAAGAUGGUUGGUAGCAAACGCAUGCUGCAGUUGUGACUUUUCUUUUAAAUGAAAUGAUAAGAUACAGUAUCGGUAAAUUAAUGCAUUAAAGGACACAUUUGCCACAUAUGCCUUUAGAAUGAAUUAAAUCACAAAUAUCAUAUCUAUUCACUUGCGACCUUUUUGACAUACUGUAAGUUAAAUGUGCUCUUUUUACGUACAUAAGCAAUACAUAGCAAAAAUAGCUCAGUUGUGCCCUUUGAGCUUAUGGUACUUUUGUUUACCGUGUCUGUAAAAUUAUAAUUAUUGGCAGAUAGGCCUUUUUUUCCUGAUUCCAAAUAUGUAUUUAACUCAAUUUUGAGGAAAAUGUUAGUUGUGCCCUUCAUUACCCACAUCCACAUUACCCGGAAGAUCAGCGGCCUCCGGGCAUACAAUACAACCCAAACUCUUCUCUUCAAUAUUUCAUAUUUUUUUUGUGUUGCAUAUAUGCAUAUUGUGUUCAUAUUUAAGUGACGCUAGCAUACUUUUGAAGUAAAGCGGCCGGCUUACCAAAAAAUUUGAAUUGAACUUGUAAAGUAAUUUACACGCGUAAGCUUAGUUCAUCGCAUUCUACUUCAAUGGUAAAAUUGGGGCUUAAUUCAUAUACACUGGAACUUGACUGCUCGAUAAUAAUAUUGAGUUAUCUCCUCAUGGGCCAUGAUUAAAUCAAACAAGUAAUUACACGUCCGUUAUUUAUUAAUAAACACUCGUCUAAUGAGCAACGGGGCGCGGAGACAACUGACUCGCGACUCGUCAUUUGCACACGUCGACAGCUGUCCCCACAAUAAUAAUGCACUUGUUGAGUGUAAUAGUGACAGCAUUACCACUGUUGGGGAGCGAAAAACUAGUUUGUUAUUGGUUAAGCAUUAUGGGAGUUUCUUUUGUGUGUAAGAAAUUUGUGUGUGCGAGCUCUUAAGGAAUAAUAUAUUAUUUAUAAGCUCAAUAAUAAUGCUCAUUGUACUUAAACAAUUCCGUCCAUUUAUGAUUUUAGUAUUUUAAUGUAUUAAUGAAAUAUUUUUAUAGAACAGAUGUAAGAAGUAAUUUAUUAAUUUAUCAAUUUAUUAAGUUAAAUAAAUAUACAUAUUUCAAAUA
This is a messenger RNA of Leptidea sinapis, 3629 nucleotides long. RefSeq names its product protein O-mannosyl-transferase 2 (gene twisted). Gene Ontology annotation, cellular component: endoplasmic reticulum; membrane. Gene Ontology annotation, molecular function: dolichyl-phosphate-mannose-protein mannosyltransferase activity. The coding region runs from base 210 to 2339 and encodes 709 amino acids. Gene Ontology annotation, biological process: protein O-linked glycosylation via mannose. The record is from RefSeq and is a predicted model, not a curated record. NCBI's taxonomy places the organism in Eukaryota, Metazoa, Arthropoda, Insecta, Lepidoptera, Pieridae. The transcript is spliced from 17 exons.